This is a messenger RNA of Mya arenaria, 2026 nucleotides long. RefSeq lists its product as uncharacterized. The transcript has 2 exons. Bases 240 to 749 code for a protein of 169 amino acids. The record is from RefSeq and is a predicted model, not a curated record. NCBI's taxonomy places the organism in Eukaryota, Metazoa, Mollusca, Bivalvia, Myida, Myidae.
UUAGUAUUACAUUUCUUUAUGGCAUAAUGUUCAAGUAAAAUGUGUUGUUUGGAUAAGGACUACGGCAUAUUCCCCAAAAUGUGGUUAUUAGCAACGUUAUUUCACAACGUUGAUAAAAAUGACGUCAAAAGUUUUUUCACAACGUGCCGUACACAGGUGACGUCACAAUUGAUAGUUACCAAGCAACGAAUUAACCUGGAUUAUUCGCUAGCAUUGCGAGCAUUGCCUAUAAGCAGAAGAUGGGUUGUUUUAGAAAAAUCUUACCAAAUUGUCUGAUUCAGUGUCUGGCUCGGCAGAUAGAGCCCGCAUUCGCCGACGCAGCUAUUAAAGACACGCUGUUUUUCAAGGUACCCGAGGCUGAACUUCAGAAAUUUCUGGAUUACGGUCCCGAGCACACGUACUUGGAUGCCAGAGAGUACAUAUUUAUGUUCGCAUAUGAAACCGAGUAUUUUUUGGCUCAGCCUGAUGCUAAUUUUGAACUGAAGACCUAUUACUUUGGCGACAUCGCUCUGAAAGGCUGGGCUCCCUGCACCAAAAAACCAUGGUGGCUGUCGAAAAGCGGGAAUAAGAAAACCCAGCAAGGUACUGAUGCCACCCAGCCAACUGCCGCCCAAGCCGACCUAUUGUCUUCUCUCACAGCUGCCCGCAGCCUGACGGAUGAUGAGGACACUUUGAAUAAAAUCGCCGCCAAUGGCCGCCGCGUUAACAAGGCAUUCACCUCUCCAGGUCUCGUCGAGAUAUCCAUCUGAAGUGAAACUUGAGACAUCAAACAGACUCUUACCCCUGUCCGGCCAUGUCCGCAACCCAACGUUCCAACGUUUUCGUUUCUAUUUAUUUUCAAUUGACAAAAUUUAGAUUUAAGCAAAAGAAGUUUUCGGAAAUCGUAGGUAUAUAGUGCAAAAUAUAUGACAUGUUACACAUGUGCAUGUACUACAAUGAUCCUACCGUCGUUGCAUUAAGAAGGGCGUGAGAGUCUGAUAAAUAAAUAAUUGCUUUAGCGGAAGAUUGGAUACCAGAUCUCCAUUCAUCUGCUCGGUGUCGCCGUCCGAUCAAGCCGCGGGUCAAAUGGAGUGCAUACGACAUAUGAGAUCGCACAGCGGGCAAAAGGACCGGCGCUAUGAAACCGUUGUGGUUAAAAGUGACACAGAUAUCGGAAUCCACAAUCUUCACGAGUCUACUGAAAUGUAUUUUAUUCAUAUUUGCUUCCUACCCAACCGGUUAAAAGUGACCCAGAGACAUUUUUGAAGGACAUCGGAUGCCACAAUAUUAACCGGGCGGUUCCACUGAAAUGUACUAUAUUCAGAUUGGUGCUCCAAACCAGCCGGCUAACGAGUGCAAGCAUUUUAGAAUGCGCGGUGCACAUUUGGCCGCUUCUUAAUGCUACAACAACAGACAACUCAUUUAAGAACACUGGUGUCCGUAAUUGCCAUGUAAUUGUUACUUCUACUUAUUCUGAUUUUCCGAACCAAAAAACGCGCAGUGUAUAUAUGCACGGCGUAUAAUUCAUUUACUCUUCAAAAUCGUGAUACAUUGUAUGUGUCUUAAAGUACGCGAUGCGGUUUGACUCAAAAUCGUGAUACAUUGUAUGUGUCUUAAAGUACGCGAUGCGGUUUGACUCAAAAUCGUGAUACAUUGUAUGUGUCUUAAAGUACGCGAUGCGGUUUGACUCAAAAUCGUGAUACCUUGUAUGUGUCUUAAAGUACGCGAUGCGGUUUGACUCAAAAUCGUGAUACAUUGUAUGUGUCUUAAAGUACGCGAUGCGGUUUGACUCAAAAUCGUGAUACAUUGUAUGUGUCUUAAAGUACGCGAUGCGGUUUGACUGAGGACUUGGCCAUGUGUGAGAAAGUAAGCUGUGUCUUGAGCAUUAAGCGACAUCAUCACGGUUCACGGUGCGAUAAUUAAAACAACAACAAAUAAUGUAGUUUAACCAUGUAAAAAUAAUUUGGUGAGACAAUUGAACAACAUUGUUAGUUAUUUUAACCGUUUAUUGUUUCAUUAUUGAGUUUAAGUAUAAACAAAAAAUCAA